This is a messenger RNA of Agelaius phoeniceus (red-winged blackbird), 4067 nucleotides long. The record is from RefSeq and is a predicted model, not a curated record. NCBI's taxonomy places the organism in Eukaryota, Metazoa, Chordata, Aves, Passeriformes, Icteridae.
CUCGUGUCCUGCUCUUCCCAGGCCAGGAUGCUGUUCCCGCUGCCCCUGCGUGCAGCCUGCAGCCUGCUGGCCUGGUUCUGCCUCUACAAGUGGUUCUGCCACCGCUACCGGCACCGCAACCUCGAGUGGAGCUGCAGGCUGGUCACCCUGACCCACGGCAUCCUGGCCACCUGCCUGUCUGCCUACAUCGGCUUCAUCGACGGCCCCUGGCCCCUGAGCCACCCAGGGUCACCCAACACAACCCUUCAGGUGCACGGGCUGUGCCUUAGCUUGGGCUACUUCAUUUUCGACCUGUGCUGGUGCGUGUACUUCCAGACAGAGGGUGCCCUGAUGCUGGCCCACCACCUGGUCAGCAUCGUGGGCAUCGCCGCCUCCUUGGCCCUGGGCGAGUCGGCCGGCGACGUCAACGCCGUCAUCUUCGGCAGCGAGAUCACCAACCCGCUGCUGCAGGCCCGCUGGUUCCUCAAGGAGCUGGGUCGCUACCACACCUUCACGGGCGACCUGGUGGAUUUCCUCUUCGUGGUGCUCUUCACGGGCGUGCGCAUCGGCGUGGGGGCCUGGCUGAUGUACUGCGAGCUGGCCUCGCCCCGGCCCCGCUGGUACAUCAAGCUGGGAGGGGUCGUCAUGUACGUGGUGUCCUGGGUGUUCAUGGUCAGCAUCUGCCGCUUCGCCAGGAGGAAGAGCAUCAGCAAGUACCAGGCCUGGAGGAGCCGCAGGAGCCGCCAGCUGGGCUGGAAAAGCAACGGGCACCUCAAAGGCCACUGAUGGAGGCUGAGCAGAGAAUUCCUCGAGUUCACGGGCUGGCAAGGAGGGGAUCGUGCGUGAAAUGCUGCUGGAGGGAGAGGAGCCAACGCACGUUAGCAGCUCUGGAGCCAAAUUUAUCCCUGGCCUAACUCCACUGAAAUCCAUGGAGCUAUGCCAUGGAUUCACUGGGCAGAGGCUGGCACGGUGUGCACAGCCUGAAUGAGGAGGGAAAGAAGGGCUAAUUUAUAGACUAACCAUGGCUAGUCCAGCAGUGCAGGUGUGAAUAGUGAUGUGGAGGGAAAGAAGGGCUAAUUUAUAGACUAACCAUGGCUAGUCCAGCAGUGCAGGUGUAAAUAGUGAUGUGGAGGGAAAGAAGGGCUAAUUUAAUAGACUAAACAUGCCUAGUCCAGCAGUGCAGGUGUGUGGCCAGCUCCUUCAAGAUCUUGGAAGAGAAGAGGAGGUAACACGAGGUCUCCAUGUCCUGUGCAGUCUAGGCAGCUGGAGUGACUCUCCAUGCUGGUGGAAGAAGUGUUCUAGUGUUGCAUCCAAGCUGGGAUUCCUGGCUCUUCCACUGCCUCGUUGGUGUGCACAGCCUGAAUGAGGAGGGAAAGAAGGGCUAAUUUAUAGACUAACCAUGGCUAGUCCAGCAGCACAGGUGUGAAUAGUGAUGUGGAGGGAAAGAAGGGCUAAUUUAUAGAAUAACCAUGGCUAGUCCAGCAGUGCAGGUGUAAAUAGUGAUGUGGAGGGAAAGAAGGGCUAAUUUAUAGAAUAACCAUGGCUAGUCCAGCAGUGCAGGUGUAAAUAGUGAUGUGUAGCCAGCUCCUUCAGGAUCUUGGAAGAGAGGAGGAGGUAAUGCUAGGUCUCCAUGUCCUAGAGUGGCUCUCCAUGCUGGUGGAAGAAGUGUUCCAGUGUUGCAUCCAAGCUGGGGUUCCUGGCUCUUCCUCGUUGUGUGACCUUGGGCAAGUCUCACAGCUGGAACUCUGUGCCUCAUUCCCCCUCUGUGACCUGGGGGAGAUGGAGCUGCUCCAUCUGUUAUGCACUUUCAGAUUUUUACUCGAGAGGUGCUACAUGAAAAAGUGAUGGUUGUUAUCUGCACUUGGUUCAUCAUUCCCGUGUUUCCCUUGGGAGAAAUGACUUUGGUGGUCGAGCUAGAGCGAGACUCUAGGAAAAUCAGUAUUUUAGGUAGGUUGUUGUUUCCUACCCUUUCUAACUCCUUUUAAUAACUUAUUCAUUAACAUAUUGAUAACUUAUUUUCUGUAGUGUCCAAAACCUAGCUCUAAUCAGCACUGCCUAAUUACAGGACUAGGUGCUCUGUGAAUACGCCCAAAGACACAGACCCAGAAGGGAAAAUUUUUCCUAACUUUUCCCUCUUCCCUGACUGUUAAAACUCCCCUACAAACACUGCUUUUAGCUCCUUGGGUAACCAGCACACUCCACUUCGAGAAGCCCCAUCAGGAUCUGCCAGUCAGGGGUUUUCUUGCUGAUGAGCCAAGCCCUGAUUUUUGUCUCCAGAACACCAAAAUUCCCUCUGCUGUGCCCCAAAUCCAAACUGGGAUUUCUGGUUGCCCAUAAUCUGCCCUGUGGAAGCCACAGACUGACCUGGGCUCUCCUUCAUCUGAAUUGAUGCCUUGACCCCUGGGCUUUGAUUUCCCUCUGACUGGGUCUGAGUCACUUUAUAAAAGUGAACAUUUAAAGGGUCAGAGAGGUUUAUUUUACAGCUUAACAAUUAAAGAAGUGAGAGGUCCAGAAUCUGGUCUUUUUUAAGCAAAAAUAAACCUGACUGGGAGAAAAAUAAGCAAUACUUAUGCAGUCCCAUUUGUAGGGAAAAGCCAUGCCCAGCUGGCAGCUUCUGGAGUUUAUUUCAUUGCAUGUCCUUAAGCUUUUCCUUUGUUUUUGCUGCAAUUUUGAGCAUUUCCUUCGAGCCUCCAGUGCAGCUCAGGUGCCCCCUUUUGCUUGAGCCUUGCUUGCUGCAGCCAAAGACCUGAAGAAGCCCCAAAAAAGCCCUUCAGAUGAGCAGAGCCAGCUGAUGAGCUGGUCCUGGAGAGGAAACUUGACCCAUCCAGCACUCUCAAGCCUUGAAGGGAGACCAGAAGGGCUGGUUGGGGCUUGCUGGUUCUUUUUCCCAGCUCUGCUGCUCUGUUGAGCACAUCCAGGAGCCUUUUUGCCUCAACUUAACCCACUUUGGGAAGUGGGUGCAGUCUUACUACCUCAUAGGGUGUUUCCAUUUAGCACCAAGCCACCUUUGAUGGCUUCUGGGUGCUUUGUGUCCGGGCUGUGCUGUAUAAAAGUUGCUUUGAGUGCUGCAACUUCCUGCUGUGAGCCACCAGCAGCGCUUUGUCACCUGAGCUGGGCACUUCCCAACAUCCCAAAAGCAGGAGUGAGGUGUUUGGCAAAGGUGCUCCAGGGCAGGAGUCACAGGGAGUGAGCUGGACGUGCUCAUAAAGGUCAGCUUGGUGCUGCUGCAUCCUCACAGGGAGCCCCAAGCUGAGGAAAAGGGGUUUGCUGCCUUUUCCCUGGUCAGGAUUGCAGGAAUCUGGAGCCAGAAGAGUCUCAGCCACUGGCCUGAGCAGGGAAUGAGGGCUUGCAGCAGCAGCUCCUGCAGAAAUGCAGGUGAGAACAGGUCCUGGAGGUGAGAACCAGGUCCUGGAGGUGAGAACAGGUCCUGGAGGUGAGAACAGGUCCUGGAGGUGAGAACAGGCUGGUCCAUGCUGCUGAGCUGCUGAGCUGCCCACCAUGAAGAGUUUCCACCACCCUGGGGGUUUGGGCUCUGAGCUUUGCUGAGGGUUGGGGUGCAGCUUUAUGGGGUUUGCAGCUUUAUGGGGUUCCAGCCCUUACCUGCCCAGGUGGACGAGGAUGGCAGUGACUGCAGUGUCUGUCAAUCAUUUGUUUGAAGAGAUUUUGAAAUAUAAUGGUUUGAGUUUGGGAAAGCAGAAAAGGUUUUCCCCACUUUUCUGAACAGGGGGGAAACUUGGUUGGAAGAAGGAGAGCACUGCUCAACUCUGAGGCUUUAGAAAGCAAACAAGAAAACAAAAGGGCACUUAGAAAUGGCUUUAUGAGGCACAGCAAGGCCUCACAGCCCAUUUAGUGGGCUCCAGCAUAGAUUUACAGACCCAAAAGUACAAAUUCCAAGCUGUGGAGCACAGGGUGGGACCUGUCCUCAGGCUAGUCCAUAGUGGCUAGAGCAAACUGUGAGAGGAAACUGCAGAACUAGUGUGAAAUAAUAACUUGUGUCUGAAUUACUGUGUAAUAGCAACUAAUGUUCCACCAGUGAAUGGUGUAGAUGCUUUGUAUUAUGUUUUAUAAAAAUAAAGAUUAUUUCAUUA